Arabidopsis arenosa is the source of this 878-nucleotide messenger RNA. Lineage: Eukaryota; Viridiplantae; Streptophyta; Magnoliopsida; Brassicales; Brassicaceae. The record is from the annotation of a GenBank genome assembly.
AGAACAAACCCAAGAAUCUCGUCUAAUCUGAUCAACCAUGUCGAACGUCUUGCUAUCCCCAAACGGCUAUGUGUUUGCAUCGCCCAAACCUCUUGGCAGAUUCCUGAAUUCAAAGUCCGGCGGACGGAAACUUCUCGUCUCCGUCGUCAGAGCUUCUUCUGAUGAUGCUGAUUGUAAUGCCGAAGAAUGCGCUCCUGAGAAGGAGGUAGGAACAGUGAGUAUGGAAUGGUUGGCUGGAGAGAAGACGAAAGUGGUGGGAACAUUUCCUCCUCGGAAGCCGCGUGGUUGGACUGGCUAUGUUGAGAAAGAUACUGCCGGUCAGACUAAUGUUUACUCCAUUGAGCCUGCAGUAUAUGUUGCAGAGAGCGCGAUUAGCUCAGGUACUGCAGGAUCAUCUUCUGAUGGGGCUGAGAACACAGCAGCAAUCGUAGCAGGCAUUGCCCUUAUCGCAGUCGCUGCAGCUUCCUCUAUACUCCUCCAAGUUGGGAAAGAUGCACCGACUCGACCAAAAGCAGUGGAUUACAGUGGACCGUCUCUUAGCUACUACAUCAACAAGUUCAAGCCAUCAGAAAUUGUUCAAGCUUCUACCCCCUCCGUCACAGAAGCUCCGCCGGUGGCCGAGCAAGAAACCUCAAUGCCAGAAACUCCACCGGUGGCUCAGCAAGAAACCUCACUGCCGGAAACUAUGGCCAGUGAGGCUCAGCCAGAGGCGUCUUCUGUUCCAACAACAAGUAGUACCUCUUAGGAGGUUAGCCUAGGAUUAUAUCUUGUGUAAAGAUGAGAUGAAGCAUAGACCAAUAUUAUGCAUUCUGUUAAUAUUCGGAUAUACCUAUAUGUAUACACUCUUCUCUAUGAGUUAAUCAAAUUUCAAAUCCUAU